Messenger RNA from Adineta steineri, 1329 nucleotides. The record is from the annotation of a GenBank genome assembly. Lineage: Eukaryota; Metazoa; Rotifera; Eurotatoria; Adinetida; Adinetidae.
AUGCCAGUUGUUGUUCGUUCAACCUGUGGUUCAUGCUGUGGUCCACGAUGUGUAGUACGUACUACUACUGUAUGCUGUAGACCUGCACCAGUCAAAGUGAUCAAGAAGACAACUGUCACCGUCCGCAAAUCACGUGCUAAACCUGAACCGGUUGAUUCGACAUUAUCCCAAACACCAAAUAGAUUAUGUGAACAUGUUCGAAAAAGAAAAUUUUUAAUGUGGAUAAUACUUGUUGUCGUUAUUCUUAUUCUGAUGGUUAUUAUCAUUCCAACAGUGAUUGUGAGUAAGAAAAACAAUGAUGCUUUAAUGACAUUAGCACAGACAACUGCAACAGAACAAACAACAAUAGAAGUGGUAGCAACGGAGUCUCCUACAACAUUAAAAUUGAUAUCAACGCGAUCUUCUACAACAGUUAAAGAUAAACAUAUCCGGAAAUGGAAUCAAAAUGGAUUAACGAUUGCUGGAGGAAAUGGCUGCGGAGAUGGUUCACAUCAACUUUGGUACUCGGAGGGUAUCUAUGUUGAUGAUGAUAAUCAAAGUGUUUAUGUUGCAGAUACGUCGAAUCAUCGAAUCAUACAAUGGAAAUAUGGUGCAAAAACUGGUGAAGUUGUUGCUGGUGGAAAUGAAAUGGGCGAUGAAAUGAAUCAAUUGUCUGGUCCCAUCGAUGUGGUCGUUGACAAAAAGGAUAAUUCUCUUAUUAUUUGUGAGCACUCAAAUUGGCGUGUCGUACGAUGGUCUCGCGAACGUCAAAUCAUCGAACAAAUCCUUAUGUCGUCGAUAACAUGUCUAGGUCUAGCAAUGGAUAGUAAUGGAGAUCUCUAUGUCACUGACCAUUCCAGUGUUCGAGUUAGACGAUGGAAUGAUGGGGAGACAGAAGAUGGAACUAUUAUAGCUGGUGAUUAUGAACCUGGAUAUCACGCUAAUCAACUGAGUUCGCCUUGUUAUAUCUUUAUCGAUCAAGAACAUUCAUUGUAUGUGACCGACACGUUUAAUAAUCGUGUAAUGAAAUGGAUGAAAGAUGCAACAGAAGGAAUUGUUGUUGCUGGUGGACAAGGCAAAGGAACGGCUUUAUCACAAUUGAAUAGUCCUCGAGGAGUGAUUGUCGAUGAGUUCGAUAAUGUUUAUGUGGUUGACGUGUUCAAUUAUCGAAUAGUACGUUGGUCGAAAGGUGCAAGCGAAGGUAGUAUUGUAGUUGGUGGGAAUGGAUUUGGAAAUCAGCCAGAUCAGGUCGGUCGUGCUCAGGAUGUAUCUUUUGAUCGCCAGGGUAAUCUUUACCUGGUUGAUUCUGAUAAUUGUCGAGUAUUAAGAUUCGAUGUUGAUUAUGACUGA